Molecule: messenger RNA, 1479 nt
Organism: Desarmillaria tabescens
Lineage: Eukaryota; Fungi; Basidiomycota; Agaricomycetes; Agaricales; Physalacriaceae
Product: alpha/beta-hydrolase
Exons: 14
Coding region: 1-1479 (492 amino acids)
Biological process (GO): proteolysis
Molecular function (GO): peptidase activity
Source: RefSeq, a predicted model, not a curated record
AUGUUCCGAAGGGCUCUCACUGGCAUAUGGCCUUCCACUAUCUCUCUUUACCUUCGACGCCCACCGAUAACAAAUCGUAAACUGAACAUACGGAAAUUCACGAUGACCCAGCCUCCACCUGUUCCAUCCAGCACCGACUUGGAGACGUAUUCUGUCAAAGAGGGAAUCAAGGUCAUCGAACGAUUCUUUGAUCUUCCGCUCGACUAUUCCAAUCCAGACGGAGAGAAAAUACGCGUUUUCGCGCGGAAUCUGAUACCCAAGAGCAAGGCCAAGACUGCUGCAGAGGAAGAAGAACUGCCUUAUCUCGUAUACUUGCAGGGCGGUCCCGGACAUGAGAUCCCGUUCCCUAAUAUCAACGGUUACGCUGCAGAAAUUCACGAGCAGGGUUACCAAACGCUUUGGAUGGACCCUCGAGGGACAGGCCUUAGUACCCACAUCUCUCCUGAGAGCCUUCCUGCUAGUCUGAAAACAGACCAAGCCAUCGCCGACUACCUGAAGUUCUUCCGUGCGGACAGCAUAGUAAAGGAUUGUGAAUCCAUCCGAAAGAUCCUUCUAGGACACAAACAGAAUCCAGAAGACCGCAAGUGGACAAUAUUGGGGCAGAGCUUUGGGGGAUUCUGUGCUAUAACGUAUCUCUCUUUCCACAGCGAAGGUUUAAAGGAAGUAUUUACGACUGGCGGGCUCGCCCCGUUAGUGGAUCACCCCGACUCGCUAAUCGACAGUACAGUGAGGAUUAUGAAGAGAAACAAGAUUUAUUAUGACAAAUAUUCACAAGACAUUAAGCGUGUCCGUAAUAUCAUGUCAUAUCUCGAAAAAAAUGAGGUACAGGUCACUAAUGGAGGACGGCUUAGCCCUGAUCGAUUUCAACAUCUUGGCAUGGACUUCGGUAUGCACGGGGGGAUUGACAGAGUUCAUCAACUUGUCUUUCGAGCCGCCAAUGAUCUCGACACGUUUGGUCAUUUGACAUACAAGACGAUUCAGCUCAUUGAACAAGCUCAGUCAUUCGACGGCAAUCCCAUUUUCUCAAUAUUGCAUGAAGCAAUAUACUGUCAAGGUCAUGCAUCGAAAUGGGCCGCGGCCCGAACGUUACAGGAUUAUCCUCAAUUCUCUUGGUCUUCCGUCAAGAAUUUGGCCAACUCGGAGCCAAUCUACUUCACCGGCGAAAUGAUAUUCCCAAACAUGUUCGACGACUACGCAAAUCUCCGACCGCUCAAAGGCGCAGCAGAAAUCAUCGCACAAUACGAUGGUUGGGGCCAGUUAUUCGACCUCCAGCAAUUGUCCAAGAAUGAAGUCAAGGUGUCUGCGGUGUCGUACUUCGACGAUAUGUAUGUCGAUUUCGAUCUGGCGCAAGAUACAGCUGCGAAAAUCAAAAACACGGAGCAAUACGUCACGAACCAGCUGGUCCACAGUGGCCUCCGUGCUGAUCCGAAGGACGUCAUGAAGCGUCUGUUCCAGUUGUCGAAGCGGGAAUAUGAUUGA